AUGUAUUUUUGUGUGUUGAAAAAUAAAAUAAAAAAAAAAAGUUUGAAAAUAUGUAGAUAUGGGCAUAAAAAUAUUCACACAGAAAUUGAACGAAACGAAAAAAAAGCUGAUAUUAUUGAAAAGCUAUUGGAAAGAUAUAAACAUCUUCGAAAUGAAGAUAGAAUAAAAUUAAUAAAUAGCCAUUUAGAAAAUGUUAAAGAAAAAAAUGUUAAUAUAAUAUAUGAAUUUACAAAAAAAAAAGAAGAAAAAGAGAUAAAAGAAGAAUAUGAAAAUAAAAGAAAAGCUAAAUUAUUCAAAUUAAGAAAACCUGCUUAUUUACAACCAAAAAAUGUCAAAAAAAAAACUAAUAAUGAAUUUACGAUAGAUAAUCAAUAUGAAGAAUUAUCAUGUUCAGAAAAAGAAAAAGAAUUAAAACCUAUUGAAAAAUAUACACUUAUUGAAGAUGUCUAUAAAGCAUAUAUCUAUACUAAAGCGUUUUUCCUAUUAAAUAAUAAAUAUAAAACUAAACAUAAAAUAUGUAAUGAUUUUAAAUAUAUUAUGAUCAACUCACUAAAAAAAUAUCUUUUAGAAAAAGUAAAACCAACACUAAUAAAUGAAUUUAGUGUAUAUACAAAUCCAUAUAUGCUUCUAAAAAAUUCUUUAUAUAAUCUCAUAUUACAUCAGCAUGUCAAAAAUAGUUAUGAUGAAAGCUUAAUAGAUAAUUAUAUAAAUAAAAAAAUAAGUUUAAAUAUUUUAAAAAUAAAUAGUGCAGAUGUGCCUGUCGAAGUAUAUGAACCCAUAGUUUCAUUUCAUGGGAAUAUACAUUAUAAUUAUAAUUCUCAAGAAAAAUUUAAAGUAUGCAUAAAUACGUUUCUCACCAUUUUAGAUGUUAUUAAAAAAGGAGAUGUAAAUUCAAAAAAUAAAAUUGAACAAAAUGAAACAAUUCAGAAAAUGAAAUAUAAAGAUAUGUCUAUCUUAAUAAAUGAUGUAUUAAAAAAAUUACCAGAAAAUAUAAAAUACCCAUUUGAAAAUUAUCCUUUCGAAAAUUUAAAAGCAUUUAAAACAAAUAUAAAAAAAAAAUAUAUUGGAGGUAUUAAAAAUAAUAAACCUCAAAAUAUAGAAGAUGAUGAAAUCAUUAAUAUGAGAUAUCCAAACUUACAAUGUGUUUCUCAUUCAUUACCUAAAGAUGAAAAAUAUCGAGAUAAUGUUAUACAUGCAAUUAAGAUUUUAGAGAGAUCGAAAUAUUGGGACUAUAAUAGUAAAAUAAAAGCAAUUAACACAUUAAUUGAAGUGUGGAAUAAUAUGAAUAAAAGUGAGCAUUAUGAACAAGUUUUAGAUAAAGCAUUGCCUCCUAUUUAUUCAAAAGAUAUGUUAAGAAAAACAAAAACACGAAAAGAUACAUACAAUAAAGGACUAUCAUAUAUACAAUCUCUCACUACACAAAAGCCACUUCAUAUUCGUUCAAAAAAAAAUUAA
Plasmodium yoelii is the source of this 1455-nucleotide messenger RNA. Its product is annotated as DNA double-strand break repair Rad50 ATPase. Bases 1 to 1455 code for a protein of 484 amino acids. The transcript has a single exon. The record is from RefSeq and is a predicted model, not a curated record. NCBI's taxonomy places the organism in Eukaryota, Apicomplexa, Aconoidasida, Haemosporida, Plasmodiidae.